Manduca sexta (tobacco hornworm) is the source of this 8832-nucleotide messenger RNA. It is a transcript of the gene Coq8, whose product is annotated as atypical kinase COQ8B, mitochondrial. The record is from RefSeq and is a predicted model, not a curated record. Gene Ontology annotation, biological process: ubiquinone biosynthetic process. The transcript has 9 exons. Gene Ontology annotation, cellular component: extrinsic component of mitochondrial inner membrane. The coding region runs from base 169 to 2058 and encodes 629 amino acids. Gene Ontology annotation, molecular function: kinase activity. Lineage: Eukaryota; Metazoa; Arthropoda; Insecta; Lepidoptera; Sphingidae.
GACAUGCUGCCUGCUGUCAUAUUGACAUUUCAAUGGUUCAAAAAAAUACCAAAAUUAAUGAAAUUUACAUAUUUGAAUGUAUUGAAUAAAUUAGUUAUGCUCUUAUGAGAAUAAUUGAAUUGGUUUAUAGUUGAUAAUUUAUAAAAUUUGUGUAUUUUUCUUACGGGUAUGUCACAUAUUAACGACUUGAUAGGUGUAGUGCGUGGGCUGCGGCUGGUCGUCGAGGCCGGCGCUAAAGUGCAGCAAGAGGCAUGUAGGACGCUAUGGUAUAAUUCAAGCUUCAAACCUCUCCUGCAGAACUGCACUACAACUAACCCACUCACCGCUUACAAACUUACUCCCGAUGUCGCAAAAGACGCGCUCGAAAGAGCGCUCGUUGUCGCUCAUGGCAUCAGACAGUAUGCUUUGAUGCAUGUGCCUAAUCUAAAUAAUGAAAUAGAACCAAAAGCAGAUAUGGACCCGCAACUGAAAGACGAAAUCGAAGAACUGAAUAGAGAGUUUCACAAAACGUUUGAGAGUUUGCAAAAAGGUGAGACCGCGCUGGAUCCAUCGCCAGAGUUUGUAGCACCGUUAGAAUCUAUACCUGUACAUACGGAAGUGAAGAAAGUUGAGAAAAUACAGCCGCAAAAAUUUAGCCAACCACAAAUGCAAGUGACGAGUUCUUCCGAGUCUGGGGCCAAACCAAAACCUAUAGCCAAGAAGAAAUUAAGAGUUUCUCUAAGUGAAAACUCGAAGGCUCGCGUCGUUCCGUCUUCCCGUAUCGGCCGCAUGAUCUCGUUCGGUUCGUUGGCAGCGGGUCUAGGUGUGGGAACAGUGGCACAGUACGCUCGCAACACUCUGCAGUCAGUGACGGGACGCGUAGACGACUCGGCAAAUGCUUUCCUAUCACCCGCCAACGCUGAGAGAAUUGUCGAUACACUGUGUAAAGUGAGAGGUGCUGCAUUAAAACUCGGUCAGCUGCUAAGUAUACAAGAUGAAACUGUGAUAUCGCCGGAGAUGCAGCGAAUAUUCGAGCGUGUUAGACAGUCUGCGGACUUUAUGCCGACCUGGCAGGUUGAGAAAGUGAUGACGUCACAACUGGGUCCUGAAUGGAGGGGCAGGGUUCAGACCUUCGAAGAGAAACCAUUUGCAGCUGCAUCUAUUGGUCAGGUGCAUUUAGCAGUGUUGCAUAACGGACAGGAGGUGGCGAUGAAAGUCCAGUAUCCAGGUGUCGCGAAGGGCAUCAACAGUGACAUAGACAACCUAGUGGGAGUGCUCAAAGUAUGGAACGUGUUCCCAAAAGGCUUGUUCAUAGACAACAUUGUGGAAGUGGCUAAGAAGGAGUUGUCUUGGGAAGUGGAUUACAUAAGAGAGGCGGAAUGCACAAGAAAGUUCAAAAAAUUGCUAGAACCGUAUCCUGAUUAUUUUGUUCCUGAUGUUAUAGACGAGUUAUGCGCCCCCGAAGUGAUAACAACUGAGUUGAUAGACGGCAUGCCUUUGGACAAGUUGUUCGACGCACCGUACGAGAUUCGACAGGACAUAGCGUCGAAGAUCAUGCGUCUGUGUCUAUUAGAGAUGUUCACGCUGCGUUGCAUGCAGACCGAUCCUAAUUGGGCAAACUUCUUCUACAACAUGAACACUAAACAGGUGAUACUGUUAGACUUCGGCGCUACACGAGAAUACUCCAAGGAGUUUAUGGAUCAGUACAUUGAGAUUGUGAAGGCGGCGUCGGUUGGCGACAGGGGCGCCAUCUUGCGCAUGUCGAGAGAAAUGAAACUACUCACAGGAUACGAGUCUAAGGUGAUGGAGGAAACACAAGUGGAUACAGUAAUGAUAAUGGGCGAAGUGUUCACGAGUGCAGGGGAAUUCGAUUUCGGUGCACAGCAGACGACGAAACGUAUUCAGGCUCUCGUCCCAACCAUCCUGACGCACCGUCUCUGCCCACCCCCAGAGGAGAUAUACUCGCUGCACAGGAAACUGUCGGGAGUGUUCCUGCUCUGCUCAAAAAUGAAGAUUAAAAUGAACUGCCGAGACAUGUUCAACGAAAUAUACGAUCAGUAUAAGAGUGAUUCGAGGUAAUGUUUGGAUUGUUAUAUUAACUCGUGCACCACAAUGUCACAAGAAAUUUAUAGUUUCCAAAAAGAUAGUUACCGUUGUCAGAAAUUAUAAUUUGCAUCGUAUAACGAACUUGCCUGGGCUCAUAUCUAUACUUCAAUUCGAAUUUUUGUUCACUAAUCUAACUAAAUAAUGUUUUCAAAAAGAUAGUUACUAUUUUCAGAAUAUAUCAUUUGCAUCGUAUAGUAUUGAUUAAUAUUUAUAUUUCAAUUUGAAUUUUUGUUCACUCAUCAAACUAAAUAAUAUUUAUAAAUGAGCUUUCUUUUAGUAUUGACUAAAAGAAUUUUUCAAUUGGAACUACAAGUUCCUGAGAUUAGCGCGAUCAAAUAAACAAACUCUUCAACUUAAUAUAAAAGUAUAGAUUAAUUGAAUGGAAUAAACAGAUAGACAAUAUAUCUAUGUAAUGAACAAUUGAGAAAACACAUUAACAGCAAAUCGUCACAUGCAUAUAAGCAGCGAUUUGUCAGCUUUUACUUUGUAUUUCAAUUGUCUAACACAGUUUUAUUUAAUAAAUAUAUUCCCCGACAUUGUGAAAUAAGCUUAAGCCUUUGAAGCUUACUAUGCUGACAGCACUUUCUAUUAACCCUUAUACCAGCUAAACGGAGGACCGUACAUGCCAAUAUAAUAGUUUUUGUGUAAACCUGUAUAGAUAUGCAAAUUUGUAAAGUUUUAGCAAUAGGAUCAAUUGGUAUUAGCAAUUUUCAUUAAACCUUUUUUGGAUAUCUUUAUUGUAGUUGACUUAAUUUUUCAAAAUUGGUGAAUGCAGAUUUGAAUGAUGGCAAAGUCUAUGAAAGUUUUUGUUGCUUUAACGAAUAAAAUAGCUGCUCUUAUUGCCCUUUUCCAAAAUCCACCUUGUAAACCCAAUAGCAUUAACUUAAAUAAAUUUAUUCUUAGCUUCUUAAUUGGUUAGAAUUAGACAUUAGUUUUUAGAAAAUACAUACUUCAUUUCAUCGCUGCAUAAAUAACAUUAUUAAUCCAAAAAAGCAGUAUGUACUAUGUAGGUACAAUGUUAUAUUUAUUUAUUCAUUGCACUUCAUACAAAACAUUUAAAGGCGGACUUUAUGUGAGAGGCAUUCUCUACCAGUCAACUUGAGGUGGAGCAGAAGAACAUAGUAGGUGCACGUCAAUUAAACUAUAUUUAGGGUAGUACCUACCUAUAAGUUAUAACGCAUGAUUAAUGAAAAAAAUAUCUAAAUUUUGAACUGUUGCCUCGAAUAUAGUUCAUCUUCUCCCAUUGCUUAUGGCUUGCCUAUGUCUUCAUUUAAUUCGUUGCCAGUUGAUCAGUUUCAGUUUUGUGUGCCUUUAAUGUACUAUAAACCCACCCUGUAUUAUCUGAUCCUUACAUAUUAUAAAACCCACCCUGUAUUAUUAUAUUAUGCUUACAUAUUAUAAAACAGUCAUCCCUCGUGUCAAACUCAAUAACUAACUGGAAAGAUAUGGUACCUAGGAAGGGCCUAGGUUACUUUUAUCCAAAGAAAAAUAUAUAGCAAGAUUUAUAUCUCGGAAUACCUCGUAUCACGCAGCGGAAGCAGCGAAGAUAGUCCGUUUCAUCUCCUCUCACUGGUUAUGCUUGGUGGCCAAACUAUAUAUAAUUCGCUUCUUUCUUCAUCUAAUUUCUUCGCCAAACGGUCAUUUUCACUUUGUAUUGUGAUUGAAAAUAUAAUAUCAUAUUAAAAUUAAAAUAUUUUUCGUAUUUUAGCGCGGUUAUUUUAAUUUUCUCCCUACGUUUUGUCUCUUGCGUUUUUACACUGUGAGCUCAGUCUGCGUAGAUCGGACCACCAACAGCUAAAAAUUUAAAAGUUGUAUAAUUGUAAAAUGUAGGUAGAAAUUGUAACUUCGUCAUUGCGGCUGAACGACACACCUCUGUCGCCCCCGUGACCAAGAAGGCUGCAAAGUCUUCGAAACGUCGGGAGAAAAAUAAAAAACAAAAAACCGCGAUAGAAUCCGGAAAAUGAGAAUUCAUUAAUCAUAUCACCUCAAAUCAAUUUAAUUUAGAAAUUAAUUUCAACGUCUUCAGUUAUGCCUCGCGGGUUUAAUGCUUACAAUAUUUAUUAUAUUUAUAAUCAAAAAUUUUAUGUUGAUAGUGAAAUAAUGUUUUGUAAUCAGUGUGCUGGGCAGCAAUGGCUAUGAAUGCCGUCAUGUUAAGGGCUAGUGCCCAGGCACGAAAAAAUAUUAAUUAGAAUAAUAUAUUGAUUAUUUAUAAAUCUAAUUAUAAAAUGAGUUGAAUUCUAGAUAUACAAUCCGCUAUUUUCAUGGAAUUUAUAAAACUUAUUAAAUUUGGCGACUUGUUCUUUUCGCUAUCAGUAUGGUUCUUUAGAUGGCUAUGCACAAAAGCAUUAUAAACUUGGCUUUCAUUAAUAAAACGUACGAUUUGGGAAUAAUUACAAUAAUAAACAUCAUUGGGAUUAAAAAUGUAUGAAAACAUUUCUAUAAGUCUUAUAAAAUUGAUGAUUUACAAAACUUAAGUAAUGGAGCUCUCACACUGCAUUUAUGUUUAAGUGCAUAUUGCACAACUUCUACGUAAACACUUCUCGUCACAUAAAUUCAUAAGCCGACCAAAUACAAAGUCACACUUAAGUAUAAUAUGCUUCUUAAGAAAUAUAAAUUAAAUUAGUAGUAUCUACAUUAGAUAACUAAAAAUAAAAUAGUAAAAUUAUUUUUAACAUUAAAUGAAAUAUAAUCGGAGCGCCAGAGUUAUGCUCACAAAGAAAUGAAGAUGAAAAAUAAUUUAAAGAUUCUUUAAAUUAUAAGAAAUUAGUUUAUUAUAAAUUUGCUCUAUGGAGCAUACUUACAAAGCGGGAUGCUUCUUUGCAUUGUUUUUCUUUCGUACCAUCUGCGGACAGUAAUUAAUUUUCAAGUUAUUAGAUUUUCUUAAACGUAAUUUUUUUUUCAUUGUACAGUUCUUAAUAAAAAUAUUACCAUUUAUUUUAAUGCAAUUUAAAUGAUUGAAUUAACUUUGUUCUCCCUGUAAAUUAAACUGUGUCUAAGAACAUGAAGUUUGACGAAUAUUAAUUUUAUUUUGUUAAAUAUCAACGAUUAUCUUAAAGAAAUCAAGACAAUACUGUCACCAUAUUGUCAUCUAUUUACGCCACGGAGCCGAUUUAUGGCGACAUAUUUUUUGCGUAAAAUGUCUUUGCUUUUCCUUGCAAAAUUUUUGCUUUCGCUCUAUGUAGAGCAGCAAUGGCGAAAUGUCCAUAGAACCGGAUUCCUGCGGGCUUCCCUUUCGUAAUUUAUGUAAAAUCAAAUCGUCAUUAGAACGAAUUCCAUACCUCAUUUUUGCAUAUUAUUAGUCUAUAAGUUGUGUCAGGUUUGCUUUUGGAAAAUUUGAUCAUACGCCACUGUAGAGCGUGGCAAAAUUUUUGAUGUGGCGCGGUCGGUCGUUCACCCCAAGUGGCAUGGCAUAUGCUGCCAGUAUAAAUUGCACGUAGAGCAGUGAUAAGCGCUUUUCAUUAGAGGUACAUGUAUGUUGUAACUAGUUGUGCCCACGGCUUCGCCCGCGUGGAAAUUAGUGUGUCACAAAGUUUUUCCUAUUUCCAUUUUGAUACAUGAGAUUUUUUUAUAACCACAGGACCUCUUCAACGGUAAACGUUAUAUUUCAGUAAAUUUACAUAAAAUCGUAAUGUACUAUUAACCUAAACCUUAUUCAAGAAUUGCACUAACUUUUAGUAAAAACCUUACAAAAAUCCGUUCAGUAGACUUUGAGAAAAUCGAUCACAUACAGACGGAUUUUGGGGACUUUGUUCUAUAAUAGGUAUAGAUGUUAUAUCUAUUUUGUAUAUAAUCCUUUUGUAACAUUACAAUUAAGGUGCUUCAGCCAGCAAAACGGCGCGCUGACCUUGCUUAUAGAAGCUAUCUAUGAGAGCUUUAUAAUACAUAUAUAGAAAACAAAUUAAAUAUUAUACUUCUGCAAUGUGUUAGCUUUAUUUUGGUUAUUUUAAAUUGUUUUAUAAUGUGGAUAUUAUUAUAACUAAAAUUGUUGAGUCCGUGAAUUUCCUCCUAGAGUACACAUUAUUUUAUUAUGCAACCAUUACUAUUAGACAGACAAUUAAUUAAAUAAGGAAUAUUUUUGUACUUUAAAUUUCCGAAAAGACUUAUAAUUAGUAUUUUAAAUGAUUUAUUCGUAAUUCUGCAUCCCACCCGUAAUUCGCGCGCUGCUCAAGAUGCAACGAAUUGUUCAAGUCCGUUCUCAUGGAACGAAUUGUCCAAGACAGGAGCCUUAACUUUGUUAAUUGCGAGACAAUGUUUAAACACGCGACAUCGUACUACAAUGUAAUGUUAAAAUAACAGAAAUGCAAUAUUAAUUUCACAUUAACGUAUAAAACUGAUCAAAUUUCACGAAAAUUGAGAUUUCAUGUUUAACAACACAUUUUAGUACACAUUGCCCAGUUAUGAAAUUAAUAACCGCUCAUUACCGUCCAGGUCAGACGUGAUUUAAUUUAAAUUUGGUUUAAAUUAAAUAGUUCGUGGAAUAUAAUUAUUUAAUGCAUUUAUUAUAUCGUUGCGCAUUACAUUUACUUUUAGCAAAGAAUUCUAAGAUUAUAUAGAGCGGAUAUUGACAAAAAUUUGGCGCACAUGCGAUUGUUACUCGAUCUAAUGUGAUAUAGCAAAACACCAAUGUAAAAUACUUCGUAUUUUUUCCAUAUCGUGAUUUGUACGUUUUUAGUGCGCAUUUUAACAUAUUUUCUGUUAAUAUUAUAUUUAUAUAUAAAAUAUCUAAGGACGCUGUGACAUCGUCACACAUGCAUUUCAAAUAAGACAAGGACUUAUUACCAUUUGGAGCACACAUUUGGUUGAGAUGUCCUGUCUGUAAUUAACUAUACUCUUUAAAGUCUUUCUUUUGAAAGAUUAGUAAUUUUACGAGUUACUAAAAUAUAUACACAGUAUCGCUCUUUGUGAGUCUUUUCUUGUAUAACAAUGCUACAGAAACCAUGAACUUCUCUAUAUCUAUACAUAACACAAAGUCCUCCUAAGUUGUUUUUAUUUAUCGAUUUUCUCAAAAUCUACUAAAAUUUUAUAAAAUUUGGUAUGGAGAUAGUUUUAGACCCUGGAAAGAUUAUAGGCUACUUUCUAUCCCGGGAAAAUAUAUAGCGGGACUUUAAUCCCGGAAAACUCCUUGACGCGGGCGAAACCGCGAGCAAAAGGUAGUAAAAAAUAAAGCUUUUAGGUCAUUGGGAAUGGAAUAUCUUUGUUUAAAAAUAUAAUACAUAUAUUCUUAGAUAUUAAACAAGAAUACAUUUAUAAAGAUAUCAGGGUCCAUCAGCAGCUAACGGAAGGGUACGAGAGCUAAAGGUAAACGGCUAAUGUAGAUCGUACUCAAUUUAUUACCAUUUACUUGGUUUCCUGAAUUAGAAUGUGACUUUCGUAUUUGGUCGGCUAAUACAGUUAUGUAAUGAUAGAGAAAGGCCUUAAGUAUUAAUUUAUUAUAUUGCAACAUUGUCUGAUAUAACAUAAUUUGUAUGUAUAUAAAAAAAAAACACUAUUAUGUUUGUAAGUGACGACCACCAUGACAGGCCUGAUAAUUUACUGCUACUUUCUGGUCACUAUGGUAACAAUUACAAAACAAACUACAUUUAAUAAAACAGUGUACGUUUGGUAUUUUUUAAUAUACCUUUCCGUUGUAAUUGAACGAAGGAAUGACGUUAUUGUUAUAGUGUCAAAAAGGAAUGAGUAGAACUCGAAAGAUGAACGGAACUAAAUUUGAAAGAAACAACAUAGUUGUUACCAGAUAAAACAAAUUCACUCCAUAUUUAUUUUCGAUGAACAAUGUUUAUAAGUUAGAACAUUAUGAGAUUUUGUAUGAUCAUUUUUACUUGUCAGUUAAACGACUAGGAUAUUUUAUCUAUUUGAUAGCGACUAUUCAGUUUCACUCGCCCUUACUAGCUCAUAAUUCGAUGCACAAAACCAUAUGUGACUUGCUUGAAUGAGCCUGAUCAAGCACGCACAUACGUGUUGGUGUCCCGCGGCCUUCACGCAAGUAUUGCACUGGUUGAAAUUGUUGUUAGACUGCGUGUGGUAGCUAUUUUAGUCCAGUUACUUUAGGGAUAGUAAUAUUCAGUUACUGUUACUCUUGGUCAAUUCUAUCGUUUGUGUUUUGCCAAUUUUAAUAUUUUUGUUAGUUGCUUUGUUGCAUUUCAUGAAGAAUUGACUAUCAAAGGAUAAUGUUUACAUACAUACAUAGUAUUACGUCUCUAUUCCAUAAGGGUAGGCAGAACGUACUCAACAUAAUCCGUAGGGAUUGCUUCUUUGCACAAAUCGGGCAUACGUCUCUAUGUUUAAUAACAUCGAUAGAUAACCGUAUAAAACAAUAGCAGAAACGAUUUCACUAUCACAUUGCUCGGCCGAUUUAAACCGUACUUUACAGUGACCUAAAUUUCAUCUCAACAUUUGUUUUGUUUGUUUUGUGAAUGUGAAAAACCCCGGUAUUGGUGCUCGAUAGACGAAACGGCUGCCAUUUGCGACAGUACAGGACGGAAAUUAAAUCCGACAGUAUUGUAUAACAGUUAUGUAAAGUAACCUUUUUGAUAUUGUCACAAUAAUAUAUGGUUGUUUAGAUAGUUUAAAGUGCAUUUUGAUUUUUUAAUAAUAUAGAAAAUAGUGCUUAUAGUAAGUUGGCGAUAAUUAAUUUUUAACGAACUACCUCCUAACAUUAAGAUUUGUACUAAUUUGAUACAGGUUAUAAGUAGAUUGUUGUAAAAAUCUUAAUUGUUAAUUCGUAGAAUAAAUGUGUUGUGAAUAUUA